Molecule: messenger RNA, 3045 nt
Organism: Xiphophorus maculatus (southern platyfish)
Lineage: Eukaryota; Metazoa; Chordata; Actinopteri; Cyprinodontiformes; Poeciliidae
Product: NADH:ubiquinone oxidoreductase core subunit S1
Exons: 19
Coding region: 242-2476 (744 amino acids)
Biological process (GO): ATP synthesis coupled electron transport
Cellular component (GO): membrane
Molecular function (GO): iron-sulfur cluster binding; NADH dehydrogenase (ubiquinone) activity
Source: RefSeq, a predicted model, not a curated record
AGCAAACAUUUAUGUUAUGACACACUGAACGGUCCUGCGCAUCAGAGUGUCAUAUAUCUAAUGAAUUUCAAGCAGUGACCUUUACAAUAAAGUUUCAUAACAGAGAGACAACUUUACCCUCUAAAGCAGUCACAGGAAUCUCGCCCUCCUUUUUGGGAUUAUGGUACAGGUUUCAGGAUUACUUAAUCCGUGACGCAGCAGAAUUAGAAGACAGCCCGCAAUCUGCGAGACACACGGCCCAAUGAGAACACUGGCAAGCAUGCUGCGGCUGCCUGUUGUGAAUCGCAGUUUCUUUCCAGCAGCUAUUAUUAGGGGAGGCGCGGCUGCUGCAGCUCACAAUGCUCGCACCGCGUCUACAGCAGCUGCUGCUGCUACCACUAACCUCCUGGAGGUGUUUGUGGAUGGAAAGCCUGUCAUGGUGGAGCCAGGAACCACUGUGUUGCAGGCAUGUGAGAAGGCAGGGAUGCAGAUUCCCCGUUUCUGCUACCACGAGCGCCUGUCAGUUGCUGGAAACUGUCGGAUGUGUCUUGUGGAAAUAGAGAAAGUUCCCAAGCCGGUGGCAGCCUGUGCCAUGCCUGUCAUGAAAGGCUGGAAUAUCCUUACUGAUUCUGACAAAACAAGGAAGGCGAGAGAAGGUGUGAUGGAGUUCCUACUGGCUAACCACCCUCUGGAUUGUCCAAUUUGUGAUCAAGGAGGUGAAUGUGAUCUCCAGGACCAGUCCAUGCAGUUUGGCAGCGACCGAAGCCGCUUCACAGAGGGCAAAAGAGCUGUGGAAGAUAAAAAUAUUGGGCCUCUUAUAAAAACCAUCAUGACCCGUUGUAUUCAGUGCACUCGCUGUGUGCGCUUUGCCAGUGAGAUUGCAGGUGUGGAGGACCUCGGCACCACCGGCAGAGGCAACGACCUCCAGAUUGGGACUUAUGUGGAGAAGAUGUUCAUGUCGGAGUUAUCUGGGAACAUUAUUGAUAUAUGUCCAGUUGGAGCGCUGACGUCUAAGCCUUACGCUUUCACUGCUCGUCCUUGGGAGACCAGGAAAACUGAGUCUAUUGAUGUUCUAGAUGCUGUGGGGAGUAACAUAGUGGUGAGCACUCGUGGUGGGGAAGUGAUGAGGAUUUUACCCCGUCUUCAUGAAGAUAUAAAUGAGGAAUGGAUCUCAGAUAAAACCAGGUUUGCUUAUGAUGGUCUAAAGAGACAGAGGCUUACUCAGCCAAUGGUGAAAAACAAAUCUGGGGAUUUGGUCCCGACAUCGUGGGAAGACGUUCUGACCCGAGUCGCUGGAGCGUUACAAAGCGUCAAAGGAAGCGACAUUGCUGGUGUUGUUGGAGGUCUGGUGGAUGCAGAGGCUCUCGUUUCCCUGAAAGACUUGCUGAACCGUUUGAACAGUGAUAACCUCUGCACUGAGGAGGUGUUUCCCAUGGCUGGAUCUGGAACUGAUCUGCGUUCCAAAUAUCUGCUUAACACUAGCAUUGCUGGCAUUGAAGAGGCUGACGUGCUUCUGCUUGUGGGCACCAACCCUCGCUAUGAGGCGCCUCUCUUCAAUGCACGCAUCAGAAAAAGCUGGCUUCACAAUGAGCUGCACAUAGCUCUAGUGGGCAAGAAAGUGGACCUAAGUUACACUUAUGAUCAUCUUGGAGAGUCUGCCAAAAUCCUGAAAGAAAUUUCUUCAGGAACUCACCCUUUCUCUCAGGUUUUAGCUCAAGCAAAGCGCCCUGUUGUUGUAGUUGGCAGCAGCUGCCUGCAGAGAGAGGACGGGGCUGCGAUAAUGGCUGCUGUGUCAACUAUUGCUAGGAAUGCUCGGGUCAGCAGUGGCCUGCAGGGAACCUGGAAGAUUCUCAAUGUGCUUCAUAGGGUUGCUAGUCAAGUGGCAGCGCUUGAUCUGGGAUACAAGCCAGGUGUUGACUCAAUCUUGAAGAAUCCGCCUAAAAUUUUGUUCUUACUUGGGGCUGAUGCCGGCUGCAUCACUCGCCAAGACCUUGCAAAGGACAGCCUGAUAAUUUAUCAAGGUCACCAUGGUGAUGUGGGUGCCCCGAUAGCUGACAUCAUACUCCCUGGAGCUGCAUAUACAGAAAAAUCAGCUACCUAUGUGAACACAGAGGGCCGUGCACAGCAGACCAAAGUUGCUGUGACUCCUCCUGGCAUGGCCAGGGAGGACUGGAGGAUCAUCAGAGCCAUAUCUGAGCUUGCUGGAGUGACUCUGCCUUAUGACAGUCUUGAUGAAGUACGUGACAGACUGGUUGAGGUCUCCCCUAAUCUGGUUCGAUACGAUGAACUUGAGGAGGCCAACUAUUUUAAGCAGGCCAAUGAACUGUCCAAGGGAGUGAACCAGGCAGUGCUCACUGAAAGCUUAGUUCCCCCACAGCUUACUGUGAAGGACUUUUACAUGACAGAUCCCAUAAGCAGAGCCUCCCAGACCAUGGCAAAAUGUGUGAAAGCUGUCACAGAGGGAGCCCAAGCCGUGGAAGAGCCAGCCAUUUGCUGAAGCACAACAAAUAGCCGUCAAAUGAUACGCACAACUUCUACAUUUGCACUUUUCUAGAUGGAUAUUUUUUUGCACAUCACUGAAGAUGUUCUGUAAUGGAAUGUCAUUGUUUAACCUUUUUCUGUGCAGAGUGAAUAAUAUCACCUCAUAUUUGAUAGAUAUCCUGAAAUCUAUAAAGUAAAAAGAGUAUAUAGUUUAAGUAUAUCAGUGAUUCUUGAGAAUAGGGACAAAACAGGUCCCAUGGAUAAAGUACAAAAUUUGAAUAAAAUAUACACCAAAUAUAUAUUUUUUAAAUAUCUGACUAAACUAACCUGGGUCAUCUGAGCACAACAAUGUAUGUUUUCCUGGUGUUUGCUGAAUAUUUUUUUAUUUUAAACAUUGUAGUAGGUGAAUGGUGUCUGUAAAAGCCCUUGUCCUGGUGUAGAACUCAAUACAUUAUCAUAGUUUAAAAGAACUAAAAUAAUUAUAUUUAGUUGUCAUAAUAUAUUAUUUUAUAAGUAUUCAAACAACUAACUUCAUAACUAUCAAUGAAUGCAAUUAAAAGUCAUUUAAUGUAUUUUCAAAUUCAA